Saccoglossus kowalevskii is the source of this 327-nucleotide messenger RNA. Its product is annotated as von Willebrand factor-like. The record is from RefSeq and is a predicted model, not a curated record. NCBI's taxonomy places the organism in Eukaryota, Metazoa, Hemichordata, Enteropneusta, Harrimaniidae.
GUUCUUGUAUCGAUCACUAUGUCUCACUGGAGUUUGGUUCUACUACUCGCGGCAGUAUUUGUUACUGUUGCUGUGGCUUCGCCAACAACUGAACUCAACGAAUCAAAGUCGACUGCAGUUGGAAAACGCUUCACAGGUUGGAGAGUUAAUUGUCUAACUAAAUGGCUUGAAUGUUAUCUAAGGAUCAGAGUGAGAGUAAUAAUAAUAAUUGACUUUGAAGGUGUCGUACUUUCCCAUCAAGAGUUCGACUUCCCGUAUUACAUUUACGCUGAACUAAAUCCGGAUCACAUCCUGACAUCCGGGCUGCUACGUGGUGAAGAACAGUAA